This is a messenger RNA of Ipomoea nil (Japanese morning glory), 696 nucleotides long. Its product is annotated as B3 domain-containing protein At5g60130-like. Lineage: Eukaryota; Viridiplantae; Streptophyta; Magnoliopsida; Solanales; Convolvulaceae. The transcript is spliced from 4 exons. The record is from RefSeq and is a predicted model, not a curated record. Bases 1 to 696 code for a protein of 231 amino acids. Gene Ontology annotation, molecular function: DNA binding.
AUGUUUUUCAGGAAUGGAUGGGAAAAAGUUGUGAAGGAUAACUGUGUCAUAAAUGGCGACCAAUUGCUUUUUAUCUAUAACGAUUGUGAUAUCUGUAGUAUUGUGAAGAAAAAUGUUAAGAAAGAAGAGGAUAUGGAUAUGAAUGCCAAUGCAAGAGAGGAGGGAAAUGAUGAUAAUGAUCAUCAUCAUACAGUACUUUCCCAGGAUAUGGAUACAACAGAAGGGGAGGGCAAUUGCAAUGGUGGUGAUCAUCAUAGAGAUGCUAGUGCGGAAAAAAGCAAUAUUCCUGAUUAUUCUGGAGCAGAUCUUUUUCUAUCGGGGCGUUAUAUUCAACCUGAGAAUCCGUAUUUCGUGACUAAAAUUAGACGAACAAGGGUUGGCAGUCUGUAUAUACCAAGAGAAAUCAUCAUGGAGUUCAAUCUUGAAUUACCUCCAACCGUCACUCUAUGUGACAUGAUAGGCAGGGAGUGGACAACAAAUGUAAUUGUUUGGGGUGAUGGUCGAACAUGGCUGUCAGGAGGGUGGAGAAACCUGUGCAAUUUGAACCUUGUUGGAAAAGAAGAUAGGUGUAUUUGUGAGUUCCUGCCACUUCAAAUGGAGAAUGAUAUGGUGUUGCAGGUUAUAAUUGUCAGAGAGGACGAUACCAUGCAAAUGAGGAAGAAUAUAAUGAAUGAAAAAUGUCUUACUUUACUGUAA